CUUGCUCGUUCAUGGGACACACACGACACGCGAUAUUGAAUUGGGAUGGAAAAGGCAGAUUAGGGUUUGGAUUUCCUAGCUGAAAAUUUCGAAAAUUGAAGGAAGAGGCCGGAGGAGAGCGCUGCCGAUUUCCAAUUCGAAACGCAUUCGGUAAAGGGUUUAGAUAUGGAUGUCGAGGUUGAUCACUAUAAGGUUCUCGGUUUACCUUCCGGCGAGGAAGGCGCCAAGCUUACAGAGAAUGAUAUUAAAAAGGCAUAUAGAGCGAAGGCUUUGGUGUUGCACCCAGACAAGAGGCCCGAUGAUCCCGAUGCCCCGGCCAACUUCCAGAGUCUCAUGUCAUCCUAUGAGAUACUCAAGGAUGAGAAGGCCAGGAAAUUGUUUGAUGAUUUACUCAGAGUUAAGAGGGACCAGCAGCGCCGCCAUUUGGAGCGCGAUGCCAAGCGACAAAGGAUGGUCUCUGAUCUUGAAGCAAGAGAACGAUCUGCCUUUGCUCCAGAUGCGGCUGCCAGAGAUAGAGCAGAAGAGGAGAGAAUCGCUAGGAAGCUUAAAGAAGAGAUUGAGAGAAUACGCAAAAAGCAUGCGAAGAAAGGGGCGGCAACUGCUGCUGCUCCUAAGAGAGAGACUGGUGGAGUUGGCAAGGAAAAUGCGGGUGGUGCGAAGAUGGGGUUGGAUGAGGAGAAGAUGCUUAAAGUUUCAUGGGAAAAUGUUGGUGAAGGUUAUACGGCAGAGAGGUUGAGAGGUAUUUUCUCGGAGUUCGGCGAGGUUGAAGAUAUUGUCAUCAGGGGCAAGAAGAAGAGAGGUUCGGCUCUUGUUGUGAUGGCGACUAAAGAUGCAGCUGUUGCUGCAACAGGAACUCUGUUAGGUGAUCUUUCUAAUCCAUUGCUGGUUAUACCUCUUAAACCAGUUUCAGUGACUGAUGCUCCACCGGUUCAGAGGCCUGAGGAGCCAGAUCGACUUAAUAAUUUGGUUGGGGCUGGAUAUCAAUCAUUCGAAGAUUCUGUUUUGGAGAAACUCAAAAAGGCUGGGCAGAAGGACAAAUAGUAUUCGUUAUCCCAAAAGCACUAUAAGGUUCUCGUCUCGCGAAUGGAGCAAAGGGAAAGCUUAUCAUUUCCCCCUGUGGUUGGAGCCAAGGUUGCUCAAGGCCUUUGAAAACGGUUGUUUGGACCUGUAUCUCUUAACCAAAAUCUAUUUGUGAAAACUUACAAAUAGGGAACUCUUACGUGCCUGCAGGCUAAUAUACUAUAAAAUUCUUGGAUUUGUAGGGAAGUCAUGGGUGUCCCUCGAGUCUCAAGAUUGUGAAAGAGAAGUGUAUUAAGUAUUGACCGGUGUGCUGCUGUUGUAGUGAUACAUCACAUUAGUUACCGAGAGCUCAGGACUAGCGUUGAAUUGAGGUUUCAUCUUGUGCUAUUUCACACAAAUCAUUGUACACCUUAUAUUGUAUCAAUUCAUGGUUCACUUUGGUUUUCA
Messenger RNA from Pyrus x bretschneideri (Chinese white pear), 1467 nucleotides. RefSeq names its product dnaJ homolog subfamily C member 17. Gene Ontology annotation, molecular function: RNA binding. The coding region runs from base 166 to 1041 and encodes 291 amino acids. NCBI's taxonomy places the organism in Eukaryota, Viridiplantae, Streptophyta, Magnoliopsida, Rosales, Rosaceae. The transcript is spliced from 4 exons. The record is from RefSeq and is a predicted model, not a curated record.